CUUUGUAGUGAAUAGGUAAUUUAAAAUACUUAGAAACUGUCUGAUAGAAAUGUUUGUGUGACUGUGUGACUUGCGAAGGUAAGUACCAAAACUUGAGAUUUUAAAGGUUUAAUUGGGUUAUAUAAAAUAAGCAUGAUUUGGAUUCAUCAUUUUUCCAGAACAUAAUUCAUGUGAAAAGUAUCUUCAGAAACUUAAUUUUGGUGUAUUGUGAAAAUAUUCACAAUAAAAUUUUCAUAUGAAGAAUAUUACUGGUUUUCUAGCCGGUCACACAGAGCUUCCAUUACCAUGAGGUCCUGAGUUGUCUCAUGCCUGAUGGCUGCUCAGGAGUUUUGGAGCUAGCCUUUAAAAAGUAACAGUACACUAGUUAGGUGUGAGCUACUUUUUCUUCAGGAAAGAUGAUGAGAGUUCUCUCUUCUUUAGUACAACUAAUUCAGUUGCUCUACUAGUAUUCAAUUAACCAUAAAGGUAUGUAAGUGACAGCUGGAAGGUGGCAGUGACUUGAAGAGGCAAGACUGACUGUUGCAGGGCAGUUAAGUAGCCUUUCCCACCUGAGAACUUAAGGAAUAAGCCAACAAGGAAGAGCAAAGUAACAAAGGGAAGAGUUGAUGGGGGCUGGGCAAGGGAUUCUUAAAACUAAUAUAAGCAGGGACUUCACCUCCCCCCACCCCCUUAAUGGAAGCUCUGUUAAAAUUUUAAUGUAGGAGAGUUUUUAUGAAAAUGACUAUUUGUUUAGCUCACAUGAUAACAUUUCUAUAAUAAAUCAUACUCAGCGUGCUAAUGCGCGAAGAGACUGAACUGAAGACGCUGCAGACUCAGAUAGCAAAAUAAUAAGCCUACUUCAUGAUAAGAACCAACUUCUUCUUAAAACAGGCAAGAAGACAUGAAUCCAAAGAUAAAUCCUCUAAGAAACACAAGUCUGAGGAACAUAACGACAAAGAGCAUUCUUCUGAUAAAGGACGAGAACGACUAAACUCAUCUGAAAAUGGUGAGGACAGACAUAAACGCAAAGAAAGGAAGUCAUCACGAGGGAGAAGUCACUCAAGAUCUAGGUCCCGCGAAAGGCGCCAUCGUAGUAGAAGCAGAGAGCGGAAGAAGUCUCGGUCCAGAAGCAGAGAGAGAAAGAAGUCUCGGUCCAGAAGCAGGGAAAGAAAGAAGUCUCGGUCCAGAAGCAGGGAAAGAAAACGACGGAUCAGAUCCCGUUCCCGCUCAAGAUCAAGACAUAGGCAUAGGACUAGAAGCAGGAGCAGGACAAGGAGUAGAAGUCGAGAUAGGAAAAAGAGAAUUGAAAAGCCGAGAAGAUUCAGCAGGAGUUUAAGCCGGACUCCUAGUCCACCUCCCUUCAGAGGCAGAAACACAGCAAUGGAUGCACAAGAAGCAUUAGCUCGGAGAUUGGAAAGGGCAAAGAAGUUACAAGAACAGAGAGAAAAGGAAAUGGUUGAAAAACAAAAACAACAAGAAAUUGCUGCAGCCGCCGCAGCCACAGGAGGUUCUGUUCUCAACGUUGCUGCCCUCUUGGCAUCAGGGACACAAGUGACUCCUCAGAUUGCGAUGGCAGCUCAGAUGGCAGCCCUACAAGCAAAAGCACUGGCAGAAACAGGAAUCGCUGUGCCCAGCUAUUACAACCCAGCCGCUGUGAACCCGAUGAAAUUUGCUGAGCAAGAGAAAAAAAGGAAAAUGCUUUGGCAAGGCAAGAAAGAAGGGGACAAAUCCCAGUCUGCUGAAAUAUGGGAGAAGUUGAAUUUUGGAAACAAGGACCAAAAUGUCAAAUUUAGGAAAUUAAUGGGUAUUAAGAGUGAAGAUGAAGCUGGAUGCAGCUCGGUUGAUGAAGACAGUUAUAAGACAUUGAAGCAACAAGAAGAAGUGUUUCGAAAUCUUGAUGCUCAGUAUGAGAUGGCAAGAUCACAAACCCACACACAGAGAGGGAUGGGUUUGGGUUUCACAUCUUCGAUGAGAGGAAUGGAUGCGGUCUGAGAAAUGUCACGCUUGGCAAGUUUGGGACCUGAAAGACUUGUUCUGAUGCCAGGUCCUUGUUCACCAAACAGCUAGCAUUCUAGCUUGCAUGGGUGUUGCAUUGACUUUAAUUUAUUGAAAAAUAUGAUAUUUUGUAAAUAUCAGAUCAGUGAUACUGGUGUUAGUGUUGUAAUCAGGUUAAACCCACUUCCAUUAAACUUGACAGGACUAUAGAAGGACAAUAUUUUUUAGUUCAUGAAUUCUACUUUUCAAAUAUGUUGAAGCUGCAGGUGGGAUAAAGUCUGUCUCAUACAUAGAUUUUUUUCGUGUCCGCUGUCUUGUGUACUUUUGUACUUAACCUUGUACAGUUAUUUUCAUCUCUUGAAAACAUGAAAGAAAUGUUAUGUAGAUGUUCUUUAUAGAAGAUCUGGCCAUUUGGUACAUAAUCCAGCACAAAUAAGCUGGGUGAUGAUGAUAAUAAAAAUGGUUUUCUCAAAACUGGUGUAAAUUUAAGUUAACCUGGCAUUCUUGUUUGAAUUUUAGUUUCUGUAGCAUUUUGCAAUUGCAAUUACAAAACACUGGCUAGAAUUUUUUUUUAAUUAGUUAUGCUAUAGGCAAUACCAUGGUGAGCAAAAAAAUGUAAAAGAAAAAGGAGCAAACAAAUUUAUUAAAACACUGUUUUCCUACUA
Dipodomys ordii (Ord's kangaroo rat) is the source of this 2639-nucleotide messenger RNA. RefSeq names its product arginine/serine-rich coiled-coil 2 (gene Rsrc2). The coding region runs from base 841 to 1971 and encodes 376 amino acids. NCBI's taxonomy places the organism in Eukaryota, Metazoa, Chordata, Mammalia, Rodentia, Heteromyidae. The transcript has 8 exons. The record is from RefSeq and is a predicted model, not a curated record.